UCACCGUUAGUAACCUUUGCUGUGAACUCUCGCGAUAACUUGAUGGGAACGCCACCAGGCGAAGUCAACGAGAGGCGCUCGUGUUGUGCUGAAAGCAGCGAUGGGAGAAUAACGAGCUUUUCUUCCUUUUUACACACUAACCACUAAAAAUGAGUUUGUGGCGUUUUGUUCUCGUAGCAAAGCCCCCCUUUCAAAUGGUCUUUCAUGUUCUUUUCUUCACAUUGGUUGCUUAAAGACUUCCAGCUGGCGAAUCGCAUCAGUUGGCCCGGAGGGUCCUCGUCACCCUCUGCUCCCUUCACGUCAGCUCUUGAAAAAAAAUGACCGGAGAAAAGAUCCGAUCUCUGCGGAAGGACCAAAGACCCAGUUCGGACGAUGACUUGCUGGAACCGGACGAAGAGACAGCUACUGGGACGUUCACCGCCUCCAAGACGAACAACAAGAGCAGGGCGAGUCGAAUCUUCAGCAACCACAAGUUGGUCAAGUCGGCGUCCACGCAGCAACAGCAGAAACCGAACCAACAUGUCAAUGCCAACAACACGCUGUCUUCAGCAGAUGUCGUUGACGACAGCAACAAAAACCCCAUUAUCCGAGGUGGACAAGAUUUUCCGGUCCACGAAUGUGUGUUUAAAGGAGAUGUGCGACGCCUUUCGUCGCUAAUACGGACCCAAAACAUAUCCCAAAAGGACGUCCAUGGAAACACACCAUUGCAUCUAGCUGUCAUGAUGGGGCACAAAGAAUGUGCCCAUCUGUUGCUGGCCCACAAUGCACCAGUGAAGGUGAAGAAUGCUCAGGGAUGGAGCCCCCUUGCAGAGGCUAUUAGUUAUGGAGACAGACAGAUGAUAACUGCACUGCUGAGGAAGCUGAAGCAACAGUCCAGGGAGAGUGUGGAGGACAAGAGGCCAAAGUUGUUAAACGCACUGAAAGAGCUUGGAGACUUUUACUUGGAGCUUCACUGGGACUUCCAAAGUUGGGUGCCUCUGCUCUCCAGAAUUCUACCUUCUGAUGCAUGUAAGAUCUACAAACAGGGACUCAACAUUAGACUGGACACCACCUUGAUAGACUUCACGGAUAUGAAGUGUCAGCGCGGUGACCUUAGUUUCAUUUUCAACGGUAACGCCAUCCCUUCGGAGUCCUUCGUGGUGCUGGACAAUGAGCAAAAAGUCUACCAGCGGAUACACCAUGAGGAGUCAGAGAUGGAGACAGAAGAGGAAGUGGACAUUCUGAUGAGCAGUGACGUGUACUCGGCCACGCUCUCCACAAAGUCAAUAACCUUCUCCAGAGCACAGAGCGGCUGGCUCUUCAGAGAAGACAAAACGGAGCGUGUUGGAAACUUCCUAGCUGACUUUUACUCAGUGAACGGCUUGGUGCUGGAGUCCAGGAAGAGGAGGGAGCAUCUGAGCGAGGAGGACAUUUUGAGGAACAAAGCCAUCAUGGAGAGUCUGAGCAAAGGAGGGAACCUCAUUGAUCAAAACUUCGAGCCUGUGAGGAGACCAUCGCUAACUCCCCCUUCACCCAACACCAUAUCUUGGGAAGAGUACAUCACUGCUGACAAUGGAAAAGCUCCUCAGCUGGGCAGAGAACUGCUCUGCAAAGAGAGCAAGAAAAACUUCAAGGCCACCAUAGCCAUGAGUCAACACUUCCCCCUGAGCAUUGACUCGUUGUUGAAUGUUCUGGAGGUGAUCGCACCCUUCAAGCACUUUAAUAAACUCAGGGAGUUUGUGCAGAUGAAGCUGCCUCCUGGCUUUCCUGUCAAACUCGACAUCCCAGUCUUUCCUACCAUCACAGCCACCGUGACGUUUCAGGAGUUUCGCUACGACAGCUUUGACGAAACCAUUUUUACUAUCCCCAGCGAGUACAAAGAGGACCCCAGCCGCUUCCCGGACCUCUAACCCACCCUUCAACGGGCUGCUGGGAAGGACGUUUAUGUGGCAACAUUACACGACAAAAACAUCAACUCUUCCCUGAUAACCUUACGUUCACCGACUUCUCCCUUACCUCAAAUACUGUAGGUAAACGUCUCCACAGCCAGCUGGACAAAGGAAUGUAGCUGGGAUGAUGCUGAGUACAGUAUUUAAAGCCAUGUUUCCACCAAGUGGGAUAGGAAGGAUAUGGCUCGAUAGGUUGACACCAUUGUAGUGCGACACAAUGUAACUAUUUACAACUGUACUGUAUUUAAUGGUAUCUUCUUCUUGCCAUAUGGAUGACAAGCUUUGUGAGGGGGGAAAAAAGCACAAUUUGUGUUGUUCUUAGUCAACCAAUCAGCAAAGUGCAUUGCAUUUAGCUCCACCCUUUAGGUACUAUCCCACUGUGGCAGGGUAUGCUGAAAAGUUGUACAGUGCUUAUCACUUUUUUAAUACCCUUCCCAUGUUUGAUAAGCCAAACAGUACUACUUGGUGGAAACAGGUGUUGCUUGUCUAAGUUUGUAAAUGGCGUGUGUGUUAAGUGAGGGGUUGUGAAACACCGAUUUUGACUAAGACAAGUGUGUGUGUGGUCCUGGCCUGCUAACUCACAGCAAUCGUAUGAUGCAGAGUUGUAUAUAAGCGAAUACAUGCUUAGCUUUGAAAGAAUUUGUCCUUUUUUAUGUAUUUAACAUUUAGGCAGUUCCCCAGAUGCACUCACAAUCAUUACAAUACAAGUCACUGCACAGGGCGUUUCCCCAAAAUAUGACAUCAUUUCACAGUAUAAUAACAUACUAAAGUCUUGCUCAAAUUAUGUCAAAUUUUAACGAGAUGUGUAAAAACUAACCAAGUUUGUUAAACUUCAGUUUAGUGUUAGUUUGUUUUUUUUAUUUUUUAAGGGUGAGGAAUGCUAUUCACUAGCAAUGAAACGGCAUUUCGUGUUAGAAUAUGACCGAGGAAAAAAAAAAAAAAAAAAGUAAACCAAUAGUGCAGUGUGAUUUUUGAGGAAAUUCAAUAAAAAUACACUGACUGGGAAGUGGAUUUGGAUAGAGCACAGAGUCCUAAUGGGUAAAGGAAAACAUGUCACAAGCAGUAUACAUAAUAUUUGUAAAGCUUUCCAAAACUGAUUAUUCAAUUGACAGUUUAUCUGGUUGAAUAUGAUGUUGGAAUUUUGAUGAAUCUUCUAUAUUCAAUGUGAAGCCUAUUUAAUUUUGUUUGCCUGGGACAUGUAGUUAACUCGGAUAUUGUUCAAAUGAUGUCAAUUUUUGAGGAACAUCGUGUACUCGUUAUUUUUAUUCAUCCGUUUUCAUGGAAUUCACUAAAUCGUUUGGCACAUCCACUGCAGUUUUUUUUUGCUUUCAGUUCCUAAAUGCACAACUCUAAACCUUGAAAUAUGGCAUUUCAAAAGUUCUUACUGUUAUCGAUGCUGCAAAUUUUUUUAUGGUACCAGGUAGUCUGUUUUUUUAUAUCAUCUUUAUUAACUCCAAAACUGGGAUUGUAUAAUGAGUAGGUGUUGUAGGGAAUGAUGAUUAUUAUUUUUUUUUUUAAAUCUUCAACAAAAGCCUUUCUUCUGAACAAUCUGUACAUGUUCUCUGAAUCGAAGUUUUUUUUCCUCUGGUAUGUGUCCUUUUGUGUUCAGCUCAACAAGUUGUGCAUUUAAAAAAAAAUUAUUUUUGUCACAUGACUUGAUCCAACAAUAUAUUGGAUUGUAACAUGGUGGAAGUUGCUAUUUUUGUAUAUAGAUGUUUUUAAAGAAAAUGUAUCUUAACUCUGA
This is a messenger RNA of Phyllopteryx taeniolatus (common seadragon), 3672 nucleotides long. Its product is annotated as ankyrin repeat domain-containing protein 13C-like. NCBI's taxonomy places the organism in Eukaryota, Metazoa, Chordata, Actinopteri, Syngnathiformes, Syngnathidae. The transcript is spliced from 13 exons. The record is from RefSeq and is a predicted model, not a curated record. Gene Ontology annotation, cellular component: cytoplasm. Gene Ontology annotation, molecular function: protein binding. The coding region runs from base 318 to 1889 and encodes 523 amino acids.